CGUCAGCAUGGGGUAUGACCCUUCUUCCUUCUCUCCAUCUUGGUGCUGAAAAUACCUUGAUAACCCUCAUCUCAUGAUCUGGGCAGAAAACAUAACCAGGGCCUCUUUUCUCCUGCACACAAAACAUACCCAGCCCUUUCACUGACCUGGCUUCUGAUUGGAGGCUGGUUGUUUUGGAUCAUGACCUCCAGGACCCCUCUGUGGGUUACAGCCUGUUUGCAUAACUCUUACUGCAACUCAAGACGCCUGCAGUGGGGUGUGAGAAAGAGGAAAAGACCAGUAUUUUUACAUCCCCAGGUACCAGGAGCACGGGAGAUUGACCAUUCCAGCUACCUGAGUGGUCAAGGCCUGGCAGCUUCCCAUGCAUCCCUUCCAGUCCGGCUACUGGCUAAGAUGAGGGAUCUUCUUCAGUACGUGGCUUGCUUCUUUGCCCUGUUCUCUACUGGGUUCUUGGUUGUAGCCACUUGGACAGACUGUUGGAUGGUGAAUGCCGAUGAUUCCCUGGAGGUGAGCACAAAAUGCCGAGGCCUCUGGUGGGAGUGUGUCACAAAUGCUUUUGAUGGAAUUCGCACCUGCGAUGAGUACGACUCUAUACUUGCAGAACACCCCUUGAAGCUGGUGCUGACUCGGGCGUUGAUGAUCACUGCAGAUAUUCUAGCUGGGUUCGGAUUUAUUAUGCUGCUCCUGGGUCUCCACUGUGUGAAAUUCCUCCCUGAUGAGCCAUACAUCAAAGUGCGCAUCUGCGUUGUUGCUGGGACCACAUUAUUAAUAGCAGGUGCCCCAGGAAUUAUUGGCUCUGUGUGGUAUGCUGUUGAUGUUUAUGUGGAACGCUCUUCUCUGGUUUUGCACAAUAUAUUUCUUGGCAUCCAAUAUAAAUUUGGUUGGUCCUGUUGGCUUGGAAUGGCUGGAUCUAUGGGUUGCUUUUUGGCUGGGGCUAUCCUCACAUGCUGCUUAUACAUCUUCAAAGAUGUGGGACCUGAAAGGAACUAUCCUUAUUCCAUGAGAAAAACCUAUUCGAAUGCAGCUGUUUCCAUGGCUAAAUCAUACGUGGCCCCUCGGACAGAGACUGCCAAAAUGUAUGCUGUGGACACAAGGGUAUAGGGUGCUGCAUAUCAUUCUGUGUUCGAAUGUUAUUUAAUUAAUCAACCAAUAAUUUCAGGUGAAUAAAAUAGCAGAUAAACUAAGGAACAGUUAUUUAAACUUCAUGUUCAACUAAAUUAAUUGUGCAACUUAAUAAAAAAGUUUAUCACUUAUAGUAUUCUCAUAUUAUUCCUCAUUCUCUCUCUCUCUCUCUCUCUCUCUCUCUCUCUCUCUCUCUCUCUCUCUCUCUCUCUCUCUCUCUCUCUCUUAUUGAGUUUGUUUGUGAUUUCCAUAUUGCUAUUAGACAUUGUGACAUGGUGAUAUUAAAAUAAAGUGACACUUUAAGUAUAGGAAGCAACCUUCAAAAGAUGCCAGAGAUUCUCAUCUUUGAAGAGAUUAACAAACUCUUAGCUCUUCCCCUGGGUUUCAGUUCACUUUUUGUAUUCUCAACUGAGUGAGUUACUGGUAACUUUGUAGAAGAUGGUUCUUUUAAAUUCAGUCUAACAUAUUACCACCUACAAUUGCUAUACUUCUGUUAAAACUGGAGAAAAAAAAGUAGCUUUAUGUGCCAGCUUCUGGUAGAAUUUAAAGAUAAGUUUCGCCUUCAUGCUCCAAAUGUCAAUUAAUAAGAGUCAGUGGCGACUUCCUUUCUCAUUAACAAUAUAAGAGAUCUGUAUAUUAUUAACACCACUCCCUGUUUGCUUAUAUGUUGCCAAAUUAUUAAACUGCAGCAGUAAUAUCUAUAGUUAAAUGAGGAGUUCACUCAUUUAUUGAUUGGACAUUCAAAUAUAUUUUAUAAAUGUACUAUGUUAGCGUUCAAUAACUCAGUUGUCCUCUCACAAUUAGAUCCUUAACCCUUUGCAAAAUAUCUGACAUAUGUUAACAUUUAACAAAUAUUUUUGACUGAAAUAAAUAAAGCUUCAUAACUCUUUACAUAAAUAAUCAAAUUUCCUCAUAAAAUAUGUGCUUUUUCUGGGGGAAAAAAGGAUUCUGUAGACAUUUAAAUCAAUGAAUGAUUGCUAAUGGAAUUCAUUCAUAUUCAUAAUAUAAUCGUCUUGCAUUUUUUAAAUUGUAAAGUUUUUAGAAUGCUUAUAAAAUUUAAUCUCAGCCUCCCCAAUUUCUUGUAAUUCACAUGAAUAGCAUCAAUCCUUUCGCAGUCCCUUAAUGAACUAUGAACUAAGCUGGAAAUUAGUUCUUUGGAAAUGGAAAUUUAGUUGUGAAUUUCUGAAGACUCCAAAAGAAACACUUCAAAUUAAAAAAAAAAAAAAAAAAAAAAUAA
Molecule: messenger RNA, 2359 nt
Organism: Pipistrellus kuhlii (Kuhl's pipistrelle)
Lineage: Eukaryota; Metazoa; Chordata; Mammalia; Chiroptera; Vespertilionidae
Gene: CLDN16
Product: claudin 16
Biological process (GO): bicellular tight junction assembly; cell adhesion
Cellular component (GO): plasma membrane; bicellular tight junction
Molecular function (GO): structural molecule activity
Source: RefSeq, a predicted model, not a curated record